This is a messenger RNA of Staurois parvus, 248 nucleotides long. NCBI's taxonomy places the organism in Eukaryota, Metazoa, Chordata, Amphibia, Anura, Ranidae. The record is from the annotation of a GenBank genome assembly.
CUACGGGGUCGCUGAUGAGCGCUCUCGUGGUUCAUUCAGAAGGUUUGCAACUUGUAAACAGCCAGACCAACAAUAUACAGUACCAGGGGCGGACUGACCAUUUGGAAUCUCGGGCACUGCCCGAGGGCCGGGGUCAGUAGGGGGCCCCAUGAGAUGCCUCUGGUACCUUUUUCAUAGGCUUUUUUGAGUUUGGGCAAGGACACAGGGGCCCCAUGAUCCCCUAUUGCCCGGGGGCCCCAUGAGUUGUC